CCCCGGCCGUGCGAGAGAGACGGCGCGACUGAUAAGGGCCGCGCUGUGCAUACGGUUAUCUCAGCUCAUUUCGGACGGCGGCCCAUGCAAAGUGUCCUCAGUCAUGGCUGAGCUGUAGUGGAAGGCGCCACACCGUCAGGACCAGGAUCCAAGUGAGCUAAGAUGGGGGACAACAACGAAAAGCCAAUUAUCUCGGUGCUUUCAUCCAGCGCAGCCAACAAUGACUUCGGUGGACCCAACACGUCCAACGGCCACGCAGCGCCCCGGAAAAAGAAGUCAGGAUGUGGAAAGUACGCCGACGCUCUCAAGGUCCUGCUGCCGUGCAGAGGGGCACCUCGCAACAAGAAGAAAAUGCCGGCGAACAAGGCAGGCCUCUUCUCCUUCAUCACCAUCAACUGGCUCUCCAGGAUGAUGUGGAAGGCCUUCACCACGGGACUCACACAAGAAGACUUCUUCGACCUUGAUGAUGCCGACGACGCUGCGGAGAGCGCCCGCCGCCUGGAGAGCAUCUGGGGCCGUCGCGUGGGCAAGCAAGGGGCUGCGACUUCCCUGGCCAAGGCAGUGUGGCGCUUCUGCAGGACCAGAUCCCUCAUCGCCAUGGUCCUCAUGGCCAUCUCCAUCGUGCUGCAGUUCACCGGACCGGCGUUCCUGCAAAAGAUGCUGCUCGCCUUCAUCGAGGACCUCAACCAGCCCCUGUGGCAGGGCCUGCUCAUCGUGCUCGGUCUCUUCCUCUCGCAGCUCCUCCGGAACUUGUUCUUCGGCAUGGCCUACGUCAUCAACAUGCACACUGCAACGCGUUUGCAGGGUGGCCUGCAGCACCUGGUGUACAACAAGGUGCUGCGGCUGCGUGCCAGCGACGACAAGGCUCUGGGACAGGUGGUCACCUUCUGCUCGAGCGAGCAGGAACGUAUGUUCGACGCCAUCCACAUGAGCAGCAUCACCGUAGGUUCACCCGUCAUGUUCGCGCUGGCCGUGGGCUACUCCGUGUGGCUCAUGGGCGCAUACGCCCUCAUCGGUAACGCCAUCAUCCUCCUCUUCUACCCGAUCAUGGGUGUGGUGGCCGCUGUGACGAGCUACGUGCGUACGCGCACCGUUCAACUGACCGACAAGCGCAUCAACAUCAUGAGCGAGAUCCUCAACAACAUCAAGCUCAUCAAGAUGUACGCGUGGGAGGAGAGCUUCGCCGACAACGUGAAAGGCGUUCGUGAAAAGGAGCGCGUGCAGCUGCAGCGGGCCGCCUUCUUGCAGUCCUUCAGCAGCACCAUCUCGCCGUCUAUCACCAUCCUGGCCGCCGUCGCCACCUUCAUCUGCUACUCCCUUGCUGGUUACGAGCUGGAGUCCGGAACGGUGUUCACAGUCUACUCCGUGUUCAACGCUCUCCAGUUCACCGUGGCCACCCUCCCCUACGGCAUCAAGUGCAUCACCGAGGCCCGCGUUUCCUUCCAGAAGAUGGAGAAAUUCCUGAUGAAGCCCGACAUGGACACUCACUCCGGCCAACACGUCCCCAAGUACGACUCGGGCAACACGGCCAUCCUCAUGAACAGCGCCAACUUCGUUUGGGACGACCCGGCCGAGGGCAUCGCCAACUCAGCCUUCGAGGACAACAACGUGAACGAGGACGCCGGCAGCGAGAGCCUGCGUAACAUCAACCUGACGAUUCAGAAGGGCAAACUCAUCGGCGUCUGCGGCUCCGUCGGCUCCGGGAAGACGUCCCUGCUCUCCGCCAUCACCGGAGACAUGGUUUGCGUGCGCGGCGACAUGGACGUGAACGGCAGCGUGGCCAUCGUGACGCAGCAGGCCUGGAUCUUCAACGAGACGCUCCGCGAGAACAUCAUCUUCGGCCUGCCCUUCGACGAGCGCCGCUACCGCGACACUGUGGAGGUGUGCUCGCUACAGCGCGAUCUGGAGCUGCUGCCCAUGGCCGACAUGACCGAGAUCGGCGAGCGCGGUUCCAACCUCAGUGGUGGGCAGAAGCAGCGUGUCAACCUGGCCCGCUCCGUGUACGCCAACAAGGACAUCUACCUGCUGGACGACCCGCUGAGCGCCGUGGACGCGCGCGUCGCCAAGCACAUCUUCAACAAGUGCAUCAAGGGCAAGCUGAGUGGCAAGACCGUCCUGCUAGUCACGCAUGGUAUUCAGUUCCUGGAGGAGUGCGACGAGAUCCUGUACAUGAAGAACGGCGUCAUCUCGGAGCGCGGCACGCACGCCGAGCUCAAGGCCCUGGAGGGCGACUACGCGCACAUGCUGUCCUACGACCAGAACCGCGACAAGGAGAAGGACAAGAAGGACGAGGAGGUCAACGUGGCCGACCUGGACGAGGAGCCGCCCGUCGACGUCGCCGGAGGCACCCUGACCGCGGCGGAGGCCCACAGGGCCAUGGGUGCCAAGGCCUACAUCGAGUACUUCCGGUUCUGCGGCGGCGUCUGCAUCAUGGCCAUGCUCUUCAUCCUCAUCCUCGCCUUCGUCCUCUCGCAGCUCUUCGCCGGACUGUGGCUGCAGAUCUGGCUCGACAUGGGCGACGGCAACGGAGGCACGAGCGUUCUGAAGAACCCCAACCUCCAGCUGUACCAGAUCAUCUACGGCAUCUCCUUCUUCCUCAUGAUGAUCACCGGCAGCAUCAAGGGCUUCGGCUUCGCGCGGCAGCUGGUGCUGGCCUCGUCCAGGAUGCACGACACCAUGUUCAGGAAGGUGAUGCGCUGCCCCGUGGCCUUCUUCGACGUGACCCCCGUCGGCCGCAUCCUGCAGCGCUUCUCCAAGGACAUGGACGAGCUGGACGUGAGGAUCCCCUACUACCUGGAGUACGUCGCGCAGGGCAUGCUCACCUGCGUCGGCCAGAUGCUCAUGGUGUGCGUCAUGUACCCCGUCUUCUCCGCCGUGCUGGCCGUCGCCGUCGUCAUCUUCGGCUUCCUCGAGGUGUGGCUGAACCGCGGCCUGCAGCAGAACAAGAGUCUGGACAGCAUCCGCAAGGCGCCCGUGCUGACGCACCUGUCCUCCACCAUGUCGGGCCUGAGCGUGAUCCGCACGUACGGGCGGCAGGACGUGCAGCUGCAGCGCUUCCGCCGGCGCCUCAACCACUCGCUGGCGUCCGACCUCAUCUACCGGUCCUCCGUGCGCUGGUUCACGUUCCGCAUGGACAUGAUCUGCGUGACGCUCGUGGUGCUCACGGCGCUCGUGUGCGUGCUGCUCAAGGGCGACGCGUCCUCGGCCAAGAGCGGCCUGGCGCUCAGCAGCGUGUUCGCCGUGUGCAACGUGAUCCCCUUCGUGAUGCAGAUGGCCUCCGAGCUGCAGGCCCGCUUCACCUCCGUGGAGCGCGUGCUCGAGUACACGUCCGGGCUGACGGAGGAGGCGCCCCGGCGCAUCGCCAAGAGCCCCAAGCCCGACAAGUGGCCCGUCAAGGGCGACGUGCUCAUGGAGGAGGUGGAGCUGCGGUACCGCGAGGGGCUGCCCCUCGUGCUGCAGAAGGUCAACGCCAACAUCAUCGGCGGGGAGAAGAUCGGCGUGGUGGGUCGCACUGGCGCCGGCAAGUCUUCGCUCAUCAACACGCUGCUGCGCUUCCAAGAGCUGGCGGGCGGCCGCAUCCUCAUCGACGACGUGGACAUCGCCAAGAUCGGCCUGCACGACCUGCGCUCCUCCAUCGCCAUCAUCCCGCAGGACCCCGUGCUGUUCGAGGGCACCAUGAGGUUCAACCUCGACCCCUUCGAGGACUUCUCCGACGAGCGCAUCUGGGAGGCCCUGGAGAAGUCGCACAUCAAGGACAAGGUGUCCCGAGAGGAGAAGCAGCUGCUGACCCCCAUCACUGGGGGCGGCCAGAACCUGUCCGUCGGCGAGAAGCAGCUCAUCUGCCUCGCCAGGGCUGUCCUCAGGAGAAAUAAGAUCCUCCUCCUGGACGAGGCCACGGCCUCCGUGGACGUGGAGACGGACUUCCUGAUCCAGCGCACCAUCCGCGAGGCCUUCCACGACUGCACCGUGCUCACCAUCGCCCACCGCCUGCACACCGUCGCCACCUACGACCGCGUCAUGGUCAUGGACGCCGGCAAGGUGAUCGAGUUCGACACUCCAACAAAUCUGCUCAACGAUACCAACUCCGUCUUCAGACAAAUGUCGGACGCCGCCGGCGGAGUCAGUGUGGAAAAUUCGUCAUGAAGGGACUGUCCUCCUUAGAUUAAUGUAUUAAUUUAUUUGUGUGAAGUACAAAGUAGCUCGGUCAUCUCCGCUCGUGUUAAACGUAUCACUAAGUCCGUCAUCCAGCGAGCUUGAUUCUGUUUGACGUGUCAGGGACUUUUCAACAGAUACCCUUGACUAACGCUAAAAAUAUAAUGAGAUCGUCAUGACGACGGUUUUGAAGGUCCUGUCGCCUUCACCAGAGUUUGUCUCCUUUUUGGGAAGUCAAGUGAUACGGUAUUUGAUGUUAUCGUCAGUUCCUAACAAACACAGGUCACAAAUGUAUGAUUUUGAAAUUUUAAACUAAAGAAGGCAUCGAAUUAAACUGUCGGUAGCUCAAGAUUUAAGCAAGCGGCCGAGUAGUAUUGUUUCUAGCCUAUUUCGAAACGAGUCUAAGUGCAGUGAAGCAACUAACAUUGUCCACAACAGCAUUGUCAGAUCUCAUUCAUUCAGCGAACCUGUGAUAAGUUUGUGUUUGAAAGGUCCGUAUUGGGGAUGCCACUAAGUAUUGCAUCCCAUGGAAUGUAAUGUAUAGUGAUAAAUAAAGCUAUAACCACUCACGAA
Messenger RNA from Thrips palmi, 4725 nucleotides. RefSeq names its product multidrug resistance-associated protein 5-like. Gene Ontology annotation, biological process: transmembrane transport. Gene Ontology annotation, molecular function: ATP hydrolysis activity; ABC-type transporter activity; ATP binding. NCBI's taxonomy places the organism in Eukaryota, Metazoa, Arthropoda, Insecta, Thysanoptera, Thripidae. The transcript has 23 exons. Gene Ontology annotation, cellular component: membrane. The record is from RefSeq and is a predicted model, not a curated record. Bases 163 to 4143 code for a protein of 1326 amino acids.